GCCACUUAUAAAACUUCUGGGCGCGCACCCUCGCGCUCAGACUCCGCGCUGCGUGCCUCCUCCAGCCACCGCCGCUGCGCCCGCCACCCGCCGGCUGCCCGCCCAGCCAAGCGCCCCGGCCCCGCUCGCCUAGCCUCCUGCCCCGCGCUGCCGCCACCACCAUGGGGCUACUGCCCGAGUCCAGCGAGCGCCAGGGCAGCGGCGGCGCCUCUGCGGACCGAGCCGGCCGCUGUCCCCGCUCUAUCUUCAGCAACAUUAAGGUGUUCGUGCUGUGCCACGGCCUCCUGCAGCUCUGCCAGCUCCUGUACAGCGCCUACUUCAAGAGCAGCCUCACCACCAUCGAGAAGCGCUUCGGCCUCUCCAGUUCCUCCUCGGGCCUCAUUUCCAGCUUGAAUGAGAUCAGCAACGCCAUUCUCAUCAUCUUUGUCAGCUACUUUGGCAGCCGGGUGCACCGUCCGCGGCUGAUUGGCAUCGGGGGUCUCCUCCUAGCUUCGGGGGCCUUCAUCCUCACCCUCCCACACUUCCUCUCAGAGCCUUACCAAUACACCUUCACCAGCAUUGGGAACAGCAGCCGCUUCCAGGCCGAGCUCUGUCAGAAACCCAGGCAGGACCAGCCCCCCAGCAAGUGCCACAGCAGCACGCAGGACUCCCGGAAGGAGACCAGCAGCAUGUGGGGUCUCAUGGUGGUGGCCCAGCUGCUGGCCGGCAUCGGCACGGUGCCCAUCCAGCCGUUUGGGAUCUCCUACGUGGACGACUUCUCGGAGCCCAACAACUCGCCCCUGUACAUCUCCAUCUUAUUUGCCAUUUCUGUAUUUGGACCGGCUUUCGGGUACCUGCUGGGCUCUGUCAUGCUGCAGAUCUUUGUGGACUACGGCAGGGUGGAUACAGCUGCAGUCAACUUGAGCCCUAGAGAUCCUCGUUGGAUAGGAGCCUGGUGGCUGGGCCUACUCAUUUCCUCAGCCUCCUUGGUUCUCACCUCUUGCCCCUUUUUUUUCUUUCCUCGAGCGAUACCCAGAGGAGUGGAGAGGACUCCUGCCAUCACGGAUGAGGCAAGGAAGAUGGAGAAGGCCAAGUCAAGAAGCUCCCUGCUGGAUUUCAUUAAACGCUUUCCCCGCAUCUUCCUGCGGCUCCUGGUGAACCCGCUCUUCAUGCUGGUGGUCCUGGCCCAGUGCACAUUCUCCUCCGUCAUUGCCGGCCUCUCCACCUUCCUCAACAAGUUCCUGGAGAAGCAGUACGGUGCCUCUGCAGCCUAUGCCAACCUCCUCAUCGGUGCUGUGAACCUCCCUGCUGCAGCCUUGGGGAUGCUGUUUGGAGGAAUCCUCAUGAAGCGUUUCGUUUUCUCUCUGCAAACCAUUCCCCGAGUGGCCGCCACCAUCAUCACCAUCUCCAUGAUCCUCUGUGCCCCUCUCUUCUUCAUGGGGUGCUCCACCCCCACUGUGGCAGAGGUCUAUCCCCCCAGCAGGACACCAAGUUCUAUACAUCCACAGCCUCCCGCCUGCCGCAGGCACUGCUCGUGCCCGGACUCUAUCUUCCACCCGGUCUGCGGAGACAAUGGGGUUGAGUACCUCUCCCCUUGCCAUGCCGGCUGCAGCUACAUCAAUGUCAGCUCGAUAGCCACCAAGCAGGCGACCUACUUGAACUGCAGCUGCGUGAGCGGGGGAUCGGCUUCAGCAAAGACCGGCCCGUGCCCCAUCCCCUGUGCCCACUUCCUGCUGCCGACCGUCUUCCUCAUCUCUUUCGUGGCCCUCAUAGCCUGCAUUUCUCACAACCCCCUCUACAUGAUGGUUCUGCGCCUGGCUGCCGUCUCCAGCCCUCUACGGCCUCACCAUCGACUACUCCUGCAUCCGGUGGAGCUCACAGUGCUCAGGGAGGCGAGGGGCCUGCGCCUACUACGACAACGAUGCUCUCCGAGACAGGUACCUGGGCCUGCAGGUGGGCUACAAGGCCCUGGGCACGCUGCUGCUCCUCUUCAUCAGCUGGCGGGUGAAGAAGAACAAGGAGUACAAUGUGCAGGACAAGGCUGCCGGCCUCAUCUGACUGUGACCUCGGCCCGCGCCCUGCUUGCGGGAGCGGACCCUGCCCCACACCUGCCUAUAUUACUAAUGUUAACAUGGCGUCUCCUUUUUGUUUCCUAAAUAAGAAAGAAAACCCCAUUGCCAUUUUCCCUCCCUGUCCCCUCCUCCCAAAACCCCCACCCCUAGGGUCCCUUAGGGCUGCUGUGCACCUGGGCCCGGUGGGCACAGAGCUGGAGGGCUGGGUCUUCCCUGGCUCCUUGGGAGGGGCCCCCAGAGGCCCAGGCUCACCCUGCCCGAUGAGGAUGCUCACUGAGGCAGCUCUGUCCCCCACCAACCCUGCAGGGGGUGGUUUCCUAAGUGGGGAGACCUCUGGGUCUCUGCCCAGAGGAAGAAGUGAGGGGCUGAGUUAUUAUUGGCCCGAACCAGCCUAGGGGUAGCCUGGCUCAGCCGCCUCUGCAUCUGGGUUUAGCACCAGCACAGACCCCAGGAGGGGCUGGCUCCCUUCCCCUCAGAUGCUCGCUCCCUGCCCCGAGAGGCCACUUUGGGAACUGCCGGGUUGGGAAGUGUGGUCAGCCAGCUGCGCCCUCUCUCACCCACACUCAGGCACCAGAACUGGGACUAAGACACCCUGAGAAUGGGUCAUCCAAGUGCUGUUCCCAUGAACUCUGGACCCUGCCGUGCGCGGCUCUGCGCACAUUUAUCUGUCUUUCCGGGGGUACUUCUCAAACUGGGAAAGCCACAUCCUGGGGAAGCCGAGGCAGGCUGUGGGUGGCCAUGAUGCCACCCCCGCCCCACAGUGUGAAGACAAGACUCCUCCUCUCAAAGUGAUGGGAAGACCCUCCCCAAGUUUCCUCGGGUGCAGAUGACCGUGGCUUCACACUGGCUCCCCUGUCUGGACUUAGCCUGUGGGUCGUGGAGUAAAGAGGUGGUCAGAGAUGUCAGCCAAACAAGUGCCGAAACCGAGAGGUUGUCAGAAGCUGCCAAGCUGGACGGCCAGCUGAGCCCAGAAAGGACAGGCCUCAGAAGGUGACUUCCCGGGUUCCCAACAUGCCUGUUAUAAUCGUCAACAUUUCUCAGCCUCUUCUCAACCCCCCAGGGCAGAGAGGCGCUGCUGCUGUGGGGUGGAGGUUCAGAGUUAGAAGCCAACAAAGGAGGCCUUUCAUCCACAAAUACUUUAUUUAUUGGAGACUGACUUUUGUAUAAGGCAGCGCUAGUGUGUGGUUCUCCCCUGAGCUUCCCUGUGGUCUCGCCUCCCCGCCCUCCAUCUGUAGAGAGGGCUUGCUGGGCAACGCGGGGGAUUCACAGCAGGAACCAGAGAUGGACUGAGCCCACACCUGGCCUUCAGAGACAGAGAGCUGACUCACCCUGUCCCCUGGGGCAGCUGGCCGUUGGUCAUGGUCACAGGUGAAUGGAGCUGUUGAGUGCCUCUCCUCUUGGAAGACCCUUCCAGAAGCCACUUUGGGGAAGGCCUCAUAUGGUAGAAUGUCAAUGGCCACUCUGCCAUGGGACCAAAGUCUUUGUGAAGGCCACCGCUACAGACAACCUGAUUCCAAAGCCACCAGCUCUGUUUCCUAAGCUCUCACUCAGGAAGGGAGGCUCUAUGCAACCUCAGGGGCCAGUGUCAGCCUUUAAAAUGGUCCUGCUUGGAAAAUGAUUCCCUGCGACUAAUCCUGGUCCUUCUCGCUGCAAUUUAACCAAAUUCUGAAGGCGCUGCCUUCAGCUGAGCUCAUCAACAGAGAAUGCCAACCUUUAGAUUCUGGAAGAUGGUUGCCCUCUGAAGCCUUUAUUCUAUUAUGAUAUUGCUAUUAAUAUAUUAUAAUUUUGCUACUGAUGUAA
This is a messenger RNA of Camelus dromedarius (Arabian camel), 3851 nucleotides long. RefSeq names its product solute carrier organic anion transporter family member 2A1 (gene SLCO2A1). Gene Ontology annotation, cellular component: plasma membrane. Bases 162 to 2135 code for a protein of 657 amino acids. Gene Ontology annotation, biological process: transmembrane transport; prostaglandin transport; sodium-independent organic anion transport. The transcript has 13 exons. Gene Ontology annotation, molecular function: protein binding; prostaglandin transmembrane transporter activity. NCBI's taxonomy places the organism in Eukaryota, Metazoa, Chordata, Mammalia, Artiodactyla, Camelidae. The record is from RefSeq and is a predicted model, not a curated record.